Molecule: messenger RNA, 2828 nt
Organism: Pelagomonas calceolata
Lineage: Eukaryota; Pelagophyceae; Pelagomonadales; Pelagomonadaceae
Source: the annotation of a GenBank genome assembly
UUACAGGCCCGCUAGCUCGGGGAAGCAGCGUUUUCAGCAGAGCUGAGCAGGCCUGCAAAAGGAGCCAGCGCUCGACAGAGCGACGCAGCGCACGACCGCAGCGCUACAGCGUCGCUUGCGGCAAUCGCCAUCGCCCGCCGCCGCUCGCGGCUGUGCUCACUAGAGCUCUCGGGUCGCUGAGCGUGCGACGCGCGCGCCGCGCCACAUAAGAGCUCGGGUCGCUGAGCGCCGCGCCGCAAAGCGCAGCCAUGGCCGACCCGCCGAGCCCGAGCAAGAUGAACACCGAUACCCUGAGUGACGCCGCGCGGCCGCUCAUCGAUUUGAUAGACACGCUGCGGUCCCACGGCGUCCAGCAGGAUUUACCGCUCCCCCAAAUCGCGGUCAUGGGCGACCAAAGCGCCGGCAAGUCGUCUGUAUUAGAAGCCAUUUCCGGCGUGCCCUUCCCGCGAGGCACGGGACUCGUGACGCGGUGCGCGACGCAAUUGAUCAUGAGCCGGGCCCCGCCCGGCGCAGCUUGGACCGCGAGUGCCUGCGUCGAGCCCAAUGAUGGCGCCGCACCUAUCAAGUUAGAAAAAGCGGAGGACGUCGCCGACGUGAUCGAAAAGUUGACUGCUAAAUUGUGUGAGCGGGAAGGUGGUGCGUUCUCCACUACUGCUGCGGUGGUGAUCAAAUUGCGUUCGCCGGACGUCCCGGACCUCACUCUGUUGGACUUACCGGGCAUCGUGCGAACCGCCGUCGCCGGCCAAAGUCAGUCGGUCAUCGGUGAUGUCAAUUCAUUGAUAGAAACGUACCUGAAACAGGAACGGACCGUCGUAUUGGCCGUCAUCCCCGCGAACCAGGACGUGGCGACCAUCGACAUCCUCCAGAAGGCGAAAGGUGCCGAUCCGGAAGGCGCGAGGACCAUCGCGGUCCUAACUAAGCCAGACCUCAUCGACCAGGGCGCGGAAAAGGAAGUGCUAGAAACAUUACUCAACAAGCGCGCCCCGCUGAAGCUGGGCUACGCCAUGGUGCGCUGUAGGAACCAGCGCGAGAACGAGGCGCAGAUCUCGAUGACUACUGCGCGCGAGCGGGAGAAGGCCUUCUUCGACGCUCAUGCUUUUUGGGGCAGUGAUGCAUUGCAUGUUCCUAGGGAACAGAGGUAUACUUUGCUCGGUGUUGAUGCCUUGACUGGGAGGCUAUCAUCACUACUGGUAACAAGAAUACGAAAGGCCCUACCAGCUAUCAAGUACGAGCUCCAGAAUCAGAAAAAGGAGGCCGAACAGGAGUAUAAAAGAUUGGGUGGCGACAACGCGCCAGACGACCCCAUCAAGAUGCGAGCCGCUCUCGUGGACGUCGUCACGCGCUACGCCGCAUUGAUGAGACAAUCCGCGAGGGGCAACUACGGCCACACGCUCCUAGCCCAAAAUCCGAACCUGAGACUCUUCGGCCGCCAUCAGGUCGUCUUCAAGGACCUCAAGGACUCCGUCGGAGACACGCAGCCCGCGUUCGACGACGAGCGAUUUACGAAGCACCUCGCGCGGGAGAUGCACGCCUUUCGCGGGCGGGAGUUACCUGGUUUCACCAAUAGUCAAGUUUUCUAUGGGUUCAUGGUGAAAAAUAUAGAAGAGUGGCGGCCGUUCGUGGAGGAUUGCCGCGCGCAAUAUGUCGCUACGACUAUUCGGGUCUCUGACGAGUUGCUCGAGGCGCUGGCGCCGACGUAUCCCUCACUAGUGUCAGAAAUACGACAAUUGGUCACGACGAUCCUGGAGGAGGCCGGGGAUCGCGUGCAGCGCAAGCUUGACGACGUCUUCGCGAAAGAAAGCGAUCCCUACACGACCAACGAGUCCAUGCUUGAAUUGGUGAACCAGAUCCGCAUGAAGAACUUCGACAUCGCUCUACGCUCUGUGUUAGACUCAGUGCCGCCGUCCGCACUUGUGGGAGACAACGAGGAGAAAAAAAGUGCAGCUGCUGCCGCACAUGUCAAACGCAAAUUAGGCCAGUGGUACAUGGCCACCCACGGCGUCAACACCGCCUCCAAAGUGGAAGACAUGUGUACUUUAUUAGAGGCCUACUGGGACGUGGCCACGAAACGACUGGUCGACAACGUGUGCAUGACCCUCGAGCAUGAUUUUGCGAAUUUCUCCCUUAAGAAACUGGAGGAGUCGUGUUUUCUCUUUGCGGCGGACGCUGGUGUUCCGGAGAAGACGGAUUUACUUGAGAGGUUGUUCUUGCAAGAUCCCCGAGUGGUUCAACAGAGAAAAGCUGCUCUGGAGAAGAAGGGUCGGAUGGAGGCGGCGCUGGACGCUCUGGGCGAGUCGGGGCUGCGCGUCGUGGCGGAGCGGGCGAACUCCGUGAAGGUCGAGGCUCCGAAGGCGUUGGCGGCUGGCUUUGUGACGUCGGACCGGGAAGCGUCGAACGCGACGCUGACGACAUUGCCGCCUCGGCGGGCGUCCUCCGUAGAGCGGGGCGCGCCGCCGCCGCCGCCCGCGGCGUCGCGCCCGCCGCCGCCGCCUUAUGAGGAACCAACGAGGCCGCCGCCGCCGGCCUACGUCGAGCCAUCGAGGCCCUCGCCGCCGCCGCCGCCCGCCGUGAAUCCCGAUUUGGUAAGAGCGGGGCUGCAGACCGCGGCGGAGAACCCCGAGCUCGUCAAAGCCGGCGCGGCCGCGGCCUACGAGAACCGCGAAAUGCUCGGCGCGGCGGCGUCGGCCGUGGCCGACAACGCGGACCUCUUCUCGGGCGGCGGGCUCUUCGGGGACGACGCCUCGGCUGCCGCUCCGGCGGAUACGGACGCGCUGGCGAACAAGUUCGGGAGCUUGUUCGGGGACGCCUAGAGUAUAAGAAGUUGUUAC